Messenger RNA from Tinamus guttatus (white-throated tinamou), 822 nucleotides. NCBI's taxonomy places the organism in Eukaryota, Metazoa, Chordata, Aves, Tinamiformes, Tinamidae. The record is from RefSeq and is a predicted model, not a curated record.
AUGCGAGAGUUGCAUGUGUGUUACAGGCUCCCUGUCAAAGAGACUUUUGGAAGUGAAUAUGUUGAAAAAUGCAGACCUCUGGAAGAACAAGAAUCAGACAUUAUUGACAAUGAUCAUUUUGCCUCAAAACCAGAUAAUUCCUUGCCUCAACGUCAAUCAAGUGAUUGGACUCCUAUACCAGUUACUGACUAUAAAUAUCCUGAUAUGCCCAUAGCCAAACACAAGGAAGAGAUAGUUUCUCUGAUAGAAAGCAACUCAGUUGUGAUUGUACGUGGAGCAACUGGCAGUGGUAAGAGCACGCAAAUUCCGCAGUACAUUUUGGAUUACUGCACUCAACAAUCUACCUACUGCAAUAUUGCUGUCACUCAGCCUCGGAAAAUUGGUGCCACCAGCAUUGCCAGAUGGAUUAGCAAGGAGCGAUCCUGGACAUUAGGUGGAUUUGUAGGAUACCAGGUUAGUUUAGAGAAAGUUACCACAAAGGACACAAGGCUGACAUACAUGACCACAGGAGUUCUUCUUCAGAAACUAGUUUGUGCUAAAAGUCUGACUGAGUUCACUCAUAUUUUCAUUGAUGAAGUGCAUGAGCGUACAAAAGAAAUGGAUUUCUUGCUCCUGGUAAUCCGUAAACUACUGCGUACAAAUUCACGAUUUGUAAAGGUAAUAUUGAUGUCUGCUUCCAUCAACUGUAAAGAAUUUGCUGAGUACUUUGCAAUUCCAGUUCAUAACAAACUGAAUCCAGCCUAUAUAUUUGAGGUGGAAGGCAAACCUUAUGCUAUUGAAGAAUAUUAUCUUGAUGAUUUGAAGCACCUUGUUCACUUCAAG